UUAUAUCAAAAUCAUAUUUUUAUUCUUUAAUUCUUAUGGAUCUCUCCGGUUCUUCUACGUUAUCAUGUCCCCAAAAUUUCUCACGCUUCCUCGCUCCCACUCAUUUCCUCUCUCCCACCAUCAAAUUUCCUUUCUUUUCUUCCAAACACCACCUCCGCCAUCAAAAGGCAUCCAUUAUCAUCCCCCAAGAGCUCUCAGGGAAUGGCAAGAAUACGAGGAAGCAGUGAAGAAGAAGGACUUAGCUACCGCUCUAAGGUUCCUCAUAUCCAUUGAAAAAGACAAUAGCGACAACCCUGUUGAGCAAAAUGGUUCCUUGUCCACUCGGUCGGCUCGGUCAGGACCCGGCGAUUUGAAUUUUCUUGGUGGGUCUGUGAGGGAUUGGGAGGUCUUGGACACGUGCCUGAAUGCUGAUGAUAUGAGACUUGUUGGCACUGCUUAUGAGUUCCUUAAGGUCAAAGGCUUUUUACCCAAUUUUGGAAGAUUCAGUAGCAUCGUUUUAGAGGGGAAUAGAGAUGUUACACCUUCUGUGUUGAGGUCUUCUACUGGCCUAGAAGCUUCUAAAUUUUCCCCAAAGAAGUGGGGUCUUUCUGGAAGCUCAGGUGUUGUGCUGGCGGGUUUUCUUGGUGGGGUGUCCUAUCUACUCCAACAAGGAAUUGAUAUCAGGCCUCAACUUGCAGUUAUACUGGCGCUAGCUUUCACAGUCUCUAUCCUCCUUGGUGGUACCUGUUUAGCUCAAAUCUCUAGUUAUUGGCCUCCAUCUAGGCGUAGGAUUCUAGUUCAUGAAGCAGGGCAUCUGUUAGUAGCUUAUCUUAUGGGUUGUCCUAUUCGUGGAGUGAUUUUAGACCCGAUAGUUGCAAUGCAAAUGGGCAUUCAAGGGCAGGCUGGAACUCAGUUUUGGGAUGAAAAAAUGAAUAAUGAAAUGGCAGAAGGACAAUUGAGUGGUUCCACCUUUGACAGAUAUUGCAUGGUACUUUUUGCCGGCAUUGCAGCCGAAGCUCUUGUCUAUGGUGAAGCUGAGGGUGGGGAGAAUGAUGAAAACUUGUUUAGAAGCAUCUGUGUAUUUCUUCAACCCCCACUCUCUGUAGCUCAGAUGUCAAAUCAAGCAAGAUGGUCAGUGCUACAAUCGUACAAUCUGCUUAAAUGGCAUAGACGUGCUCAUCGAGCUGCUUUCAAAGCUAUGGAAAAUGGCGGCAAUCUUAGUGUCAUAGUUGGGAAAAUUGAGGAAGUCAUGUCUUCCAGCAGAUGAAGUAUAUUGAAGCUCCAAAUUUACUGGUUCGAUGGAGCAUCUCCAAUAAUUAUGUUGGAUGGAGCAUAUCAUUUUC
Hibiscus syriacus is the source of this 1322-nucleotide messenger RNA. RefSeq lists its product as uncharacterized. Gene Ontology annotation, biological process: proteolysis. Lineage: Eukaryota; Viridiplantae; Streptophyta; Magnoliopsida; Malvales; Malvaceae. The coding region runs from base 65 to 1246 and encodes 393 amino acids. The record is from RefSeq and is a predicted model, not a curated record. The transcript is spliced from 7 exons. Gene Ontology annotation, molecular function: ATP binding; metalloendopeptidase activity; ATP-dependent peptidase activity.